Molecule: messenger RNA, 1875 nt
Organism: Sebastes umbrosus (honeycomb rockfish)
Lineage: Eukaryota; Metazoa; Chordata; Actinopteri; Perciformes; Sebastidae
Gene: wsb2
Product: WD repeat and SOCS box containing 2
Exons: 9
Coding region: 205-1470 (421 amino acids)
Biological process (GO): intracellular signal transduction
Molecular function (GO): protein binding
Source: RefSeq, a predicted model, not a curated record
GACUCAGACAACCGGAAAUUAGCUGAAUAUUUUGUUGUUUCCCACCAGCCGCACAUUUUCCACAUAGCAAAACACGAAGAGACAAGUCGCCGCUCUCUCUCUCUCUCUCUCUCUCUCUCUCUCUCUCUCUCUGGACACAACAAGCUUUCAUUUCCAUGGACAAACUCAGGAAGUUAAAGCGAAGAAUGUGAAGAUAUUAAAACGAUGUGCUCCACGGGAACCAACGCGGAGGUACAAAAGACAUCGUCCGACCCGGCUCUGGUCCUGGAGCUGAAGACCAGGCGUCCUCCGUCCUUAGAGGGCCGGGCGGGAUGUGAGACCUGGAGCGUGGACUUCUCCCCGGACGGAGCCUGGUUCGCCUGGUCGAUGGGACACGGCAUCGUCUGGGUGGUCGCCUGGCCUCUCGACUCCGAAGACAGUCAGAAUGGAGAGACAGACCGAGGAGACAAGAGCUUCAGUUGUGGUCUUCCAGUUUGGGGCCUCGCCUUUGGACCCAGACCUCCAAAAUCACCUGCAGGGGCACGCCCAGCUAGGACAUCAUCAUCAAAAGGGAACAACAGCCUGCUUCUGGCCACAGGCUUGGAGAACGGGGUGAUCAAAAUCUGGAACGUGUUAACAGGUGAUGCUGUAUUUGAUCUCCAUGGCCAUGAGGGCGUUGUGAGGGACCUGGUCUUCCCUCAGAACGGGACGCUCACACUCAUAUCAUCUUCUCGGGACAAGACUUUGAUUAUUUGGGACCUGGCUCACAAAGGUAAAAAGGUGCAGGUGCUUUCUGGCCAUAAAGACUGGAUCAGCUGCUGCUGCGUAUCAUCAGACUGCAGCAUGAUCGCGUCUGUCGGCAGAUUUGACAGAAUGGUGUGUCUGUGGAGUCUGCGGUCAUAUACGUUCAUCAGGAACCUGGCAGGAGGGACCCACAAGACCUUGUACCUCCUGUCUUCCUGUGACUUCUCUCCCGACGGGGCGGUGCUUGCCACCGCGGCCUUCAGUGGCUCCAGCUGGUGGAUCGACCUCUGGGACCCGUACACUGCAGAGAAACUGGCCACUCUGGUUGACUAUUUUGAAGAUUACGGGCAAAACCAAAUCUCAGCAAUACAGUUCUCUCCCAACGGUUUGCACUUGGCAAUGGUGACCGACGACAGAGCUCUUCGGAUCUGGGAGCCGGGACAGAAAGGGAUGGUGAUGCAGACGAAAGUGGACCGAGACUCUAAUGGACUCUGCUGCAAAUACCAUCCAAAAGGGGGAGUGGUUGCCACAGGAACCAGAGACGGCCACGUGAGGUUCUGGAGGGCGCCCAGGACGGUGCCCAGCCUGUGCCACCUGUGCCGAUCCAUCCUGCGCCACUCGGUCUCCACGCACCAGAUGGAGCCGCUGCCCCUCCCCAAGAGGAUCCUGGAGUACCUCACCUACAGGAACAUCCCUGAACGCCUCAAGACCUGCUGCUCCUCAGACGACGAGGAGUGGGAAGGUUAAAUAUGAACACAAUGCAACAACUGAUAUUUACAGCGAGUGAUUGUCACGCAUUACAAUAAUUAUGUUUGCCGAUUGAGAUGUUUUCAAAGCUUGAUUUAGCACCGGGAACAUCUUAUUGUAAUCUACUUUAGAUACAGCAUUCCUACAUUAAGGGUUUCAUUUAUUGCACUACUGUAAGACGAUGCAUAUAAAGUUAAUGUUCACAUGCUUAUAUGACUUGAAUAUCACAAUUUUAUACUAUUAAUUUAUUGUGUAAAUAUAAAAUGUAUAUGUAUUUCUAAUUUCUGUUUAUCACAAAACAGCACAAGCACUAGUACUGUACUGUACUUGCACAUAUUCAUUGUUAAUAUAAGAUAACAAACUGGACUUACAAGAAAUAGUUUUAUUAAACAGAUUCCAACACAA